GACGUUAACGUCAUGCGUUGGAAGAUUUCUAUGUUUUGAGCUGUAGCUGCUGUGUCCACUGAUUGGUGCCUUUUGCUGCCGUUUUAAAGAUGAACGUGGUCCAGCAUUCUGAGGAGAAACUCCGCUCAGCUUUGGUGUCUAAAUUACCUGCUGUGGCUAAAUUAUACAGCGACUACACAGAAGGAGAAAGGCGUCUUCUGGAGGAAGGACUGCACCCUGGGAAGCGAGGAUCUCUCUUCCAGCCCAUCACUCUUCACUCUGACUCGGACUGGAUCGUUGCUCAUCCUGAGGAACCUCAAGACUUUGAGGCUUUCUAUAGAGACCCUCACCGCAAGACGCCUGACGCAGGCCACAGCACUAUUUACAUACAAACUAUAGGCUCUUUUGGAGACGUGGGACUCCAGACAGACCGGUACGUUGAAUGGCUCAGAGAUUACUGCCAGGCCUUUUUCUGUGGGCUUUCUGUUAAGUUGCUUCCAGCUGUUGGUGUGUCUGAAACAGGAUGCUCCUUUAGGGUGAACAGCAGCUCACACAACCUGCAGAUUCUCACAGGUGACUUGUUACAGUUUCUGGGGAAAAGAAAACCAAAAGAUGCUUUCUGCAUAGUUGGAAUCACGAUGAUUGACCUCUACCCAAAAGACUCCUGGAACUUUGUGUUUGGUCAGGCUUCUCUCAGUGAGGGGAUGGGUGUGUUCAGCUUUGCCAGAUAUGACGACCACUUUUACUCCAGAAAUUAUGCUGGGAGGCUGAAGAAGAAGCUUCAGCCGAGGCAGGGAGAUUACUCUGUGUUCCAGGGAUACUACACUCCACCCAUCACCAGCACUCUACUGCUUCGAUCCUGCAAGACCAUUACCCAUGAGACUGGACACAUGUUUGGAAUAAAGCACUGCCAGUGGAUGAACUGUGUCAUGCAGGGAUCAAACCACUUGGAGGAGUCUGAUCGUAGACCACUGGACUUCUGUCCCAUCUGCCUUCACAAGCUUCAGGUUGCAGUUGGAUUUAAAAUUGCUGACAGAUACAAGAUGACACUUUUUCACCCAACUCUGACCACCUCACCUGACGUUUCAGCAACAAGGCUUUACUGCAGUGGAUGGAAGAUGAUGAGAGUCAGCUGUCAGAAGCAGAGGGGGCAGCUGCUCACCACUCUGCUAUCCAUUUUCACAAACCAACCGAAGCCUUCAAUAAAUCCCGGCUGUGGCUCCGCAGCUGUUUGAACAAACUGGAAAUAAGUUAGCAGAAGUGACUGCCAGCUUUCAGACAGCUGAUGAAGAGUUUUGUUUAAGCCUCUUGAGGUUGUACCUGGGGUCUUGCAAUUGGAAGCUUGCAACUUCCUCAUGUUCUGGGCAUGACACUUAACCCCAAGUUGCCUACAGCUUGGUGUAUGAAUGAAUGAAAACAUGUGAAAUACUCAAAUGACAUCUUUUAGGUCAAUUGUUUCUCCUUCAUUUGGCUCAAACACAAAGAAAAAACCAAGUCACAAGUGCAGCUGGUUAUCACGAGCAAACAUGCAGGAGGAUCAUUAUGAUAUUUUUAUUGAUUUAUUGUGUAAACUGAGGACUUCGACAAAUGUGUCCCACUGAUAGGACAAGUUAGAAAUCAGAAGAAAUGUGGAUGGACUGUCAUACUUAGAAAGACAAACAGGAGAAAUAAACCCUGUGAAUUAAGGAACUCAAUGUCACAUUUAAAUUUUAGUCUGAAAUGCAAACUACAAUCUGAUGUGUUUAUGCUCACUUUAGCAUUAGCAGGUCAUUUUGAAUGGAUGGAUGUGUUCACAUUAUGCAGGCUCUUCAGUGUCUGAUGUGAUCAAUACACGAGCCAUCGGUUCAUGACACAAAAAUACACCUGGAACGCUUAAUUAAGAAGUUCAAAUCACGUCAUUGCUUUAUUGUGAUUGAAUGCAUCUUUGGUACAAAAUGACAAAUGAUUAAUAUACAGAAAAAAUAGAUUAAAAAAAGAAGAAAUUACUUUUUGUUA
This is a messenger RNA of Poecilia reticulata (guppy), 1974 nucleotides long. NCBI's taxonomy places the organism in Eukaryota, Metazoa, Chordata, Actinopteri, Cyprinodontiformes, Poeciliidae. The record is from RefSeq and is a predicted model, not a curated record.